Messenger RNA from Triticum aestivum (bread wheat), 1792 nucleotides. RefSeq lists its product as uncharacterized. The transcript is spliced from 3 exons. Bases 29 to 1069 code for a protein of 346 amino acids. The record is from RefSeq and is a predicted model, not a curated record. Lineage: Eukaryota; Viridiplantae; Streptophyta; Magnoliopsida; Poales; Poaceae.
UACAGCUGAUAUUCUCGAUGCUAGGUCGAUGUCCCGUGUUGAAUCACGUUCCCGCGAUGGCUUUGUCGCGCUCGUCUGCUACACGUACUCAAUCUCGGAGCAACAAGCAGUGGUACUACUUUGCGAGCAUCGCUUCAACCUCCCAUCCUUGCAACAGGGCUCAAAGGAAAUAUUGUCCAAUUUAGCUUCUGCGUCACUGAUUGCCAAACACCCGCAACCCGCCGCCUUCGAGGAUUUCCUCAAUUCCCUGACCCCCAGUAAACUUGAUUGUCUGCACUCCCUUGUAAUAUCGGACAGAACUUCGGGCAAUGCUCUCUCUGAUGAUACUUUAAACCGGCUAAAGAAGAUGGUGAGCGAGGAAACAUCAGAUAACGCAGCAGCAACGGUGCAAAGUACGGCUCCUCGUCUGGGCCAGGCUAACUUGUAUAGAGUGUCUGAAAGGAGGUCGACCUUCAAGUCUGAGCAGGCUUAUGUUCGCGCAAGAUUGGAAAAUUUACUGCUCGACUACGGCCGCGAUAAGGGACACACAUACAAGCUUGGUAUUAUUUGUGGAGUGACAACAGCCACAUACUGCUACCGACAUUCCUUCUACGCAACCUGCUUUCAUAUCAACUUUUUGGUGAGCAGUGAUGUCUCAAAUGAUGGCACGGGGUCAUUUUGUUCGUGGGAACUCUUCUUUGCCGAAUUCUGGAACGGAGCUGAUGAAAGAAUUGAGCAACAAUCAACAAAUUUGCCUUUCUGCUGCCCGGUGAAGGAUUCUUUCGAUGCCUAUUCCAUUCGCUGCAUCGUUUGCGACCAUACUUCAUGUAUGAUUGCACAUCCAUCUUCGGGCAUGUAUUACACGGGCAACACUCGACCUGGUUUCCCAGUACACCGCAAGUGGGGAGAUGAUCUACGUGGAAUGCUGGAGUUAGAUUUUAUAUAUUUUGAUCGAAGAAAUAGUGAAUCUGCAAAGACCCUAUUGAAGGAUCGGAGUUUCCUUUCGUCCCAUAGGAAGCCGAUAGCUAGAGCCAGUGUCAAACUUGAUGAUCCUGUUGAUGCAGUCUCGCAAACACCCAACAGACAGUGAACUUGACAAGCCAUGCUGAAGGCACUGGGUUCUCUGCACUAAUCGAUGCAGGUAAAUUAUUUGAACACCGUCGGUUGUUUAUAUACCAGGAUGAAUCCCGCCUGCUAAAUUGAUACCUGAUACUGUUAGUUGUGAGAACACCGUACCAAAUGAAUUCUCGAUUUGUGAGGCAAGAGACAGCCCAUGAAGCAAGACGUUGUUGAAACAGAAAGAUGAAAAAUCUGCUCCUGCUGGUUGGUACAGGCACUCUGUUUAUGUGACCUACUUGAGGCUUGCAACAACUUCUUUGUUAUGUUAUCACGCAACUAUUGUUCUUACUUUCUACUAUGAGUUUAUGGAUGAGAUGAAGGAGUGCUCUUGUGAGGGCUAGCAGGCCCUUCUUUCUUUCAGAUGAAUUGAACAAGUUCACGGCAACUCUCUGUAUCAAGUGCUUAUGCUAAUUCGUCAAAUUUGACAUUUUUACUGUUGCAAAAAAUGACCCGAGGAGCAAAAUUCUGACUAGUAGUUGUAUGACAAAUUGAAGUUACGAGAUCAUGCACAAAAAAGAAACGGCUUAAAAGGCUCGUGCCACAGUUUCAAUUCCAAAAGACUAGGUUCGGUACUGCCCAGCCAGACCAGGAACCAUCGCCGCUGAAUCAGACAACUUCAUCCCCUAGUAAAAAGCUUGAAGAUAAGAUCAUGAUAGGGUCUUUUUAUUGUCGCCGUCGAGACAACAUGCAAUUA